CUCUUCUGCUCUCACCACCACCAUGGAUCCCUCUCUUCGCAUCGCACCCUCUGCCGCACCCAAGUCUGUGUCGACGAACGACACCGCCAACUCGCUUGGCCUUCAUGAUUCUCUGCAGUACGGGCCACGCAGCCUCGCCGCAGAGGUCAAGUCCACAGAUUUUAUCCGUGCUCGCCUCGAGAACUGGGAGGAGACCCAGGACAACAUGAUGCUUACCAUGCAACGCAACAUCUACGGUCUCCAUGCGCCAAUGACUACCCUCAUGGAACGCAAGAUCGUAUCUGUCAACCCGCACAUGCCCGCUCUUGCUCAAUCUAACAUCCAUCUUGAUAUCCUUAUGGGUCGCGACGAGACACUUGAUGUUGCCGAUUUCUUCGGAAGCAUGGAGUCGGGUCCUUCCAUGAAUAUUCAUGCGGACAUGGAGAAGAAGUUGCGCAUGCGGUGAAACAGCUCUUGAAUUGUGUACGGACUAUAUCGAUGUGGUUGUAUUGAUAGCUCCUGCCUAUGUGGCAUGGUAUUGACGAGACCUUUUU
This is a messenger RNA of Stereum hirsutum FP-91666 SS1, 533 nucleotides long. Its product is annotated as proteasome maturation factor UMP1. Lineage: Eukaryota; Fungi; Basidiomycota; Agaricomycetes; Russulales; Stereaceae. Gene Ontology annotation, cellular component: nucleus; cytoplasm. The transcript is spliced from 5 exons. The record is from RefSeq and is a predicted model, not a curated record. Gene Ontology annotation, biological process: proteasome assembly. The coding region runs from base 23 to 445 and encodes 140 amino acids.